GAGUCCCUCCCUGCUCCCCCCCUCCCCACCCCUGGUGAAAACUGCGGGCUUCGCGCUGGGUGCAGCAACUGGAGGCGUUGGCGCACCAGGAGGUGGCUGCAGCUUGGGGAGUCCAGAAUCCAGGACGGAACUCUUGGCACCAUGAACCCAGCCAUCAGCAUCGCUCUCCUGCUUUCAGUCUUGCAGGUGUCCCGAGGGCAGAAGGUAACCAGCCUGACAGCCUGCCUGGUGAACCAGAGCCUUCGCCUGGACUGCCGUCAUGAGAAUAACACCAACAUACCCAUCCAGCAUGAAUUCAGCCUGACCCGAGAGAAGAAGAAGCACGUGCUCUCAGGCACCCUCGGGGUACCCGAGCACACGUACCGCUCCCGGAUCACCCUCUCCAACCAGCGCUAUAUCAAGGUCCUUACCCUAGCCAACUUCACCACCAAGGAUGAGGGCGAGUACUCUUGUGAGCUUCGAGUCUCGGGCACAAAUAUCGAAAGCUCCAAUAAAAGUAUUCAUGUGUAUAGAGACAAGCUGGUCAAGUGUGGCGGCAUAAGCCUGCUGGUUCAGAACACUUCGUGGAUGCUGUUGCUCCUGCUUUCCCUCUCCCUCCUCCAAGCCAUGGAUUUCAUUUCUCUGUGACUGGUUGGGCCCAAGGAGAAACAGGAAACCUCAAGGUCCGCUGCAGAGGUCUUGCUUCUCCGGGUCAGCUGACUCCCUCCCCAAGUACUUCAAAUAUCUCAAAACAUGGGGAGAAACAGGGAUCCUGUCCCUCCUAAGGAACCCCAGUUCUGCAUGCCAUCACCUCCCACCUUUGCCCCCACCCCCCACUUCACCCUCAAUGCACACCAUUAGCUGUCAUUUUGUACUCCUGUAUUCCAGGGCUGCUUCUGAUUAUUUAGUUUGUCCUUCCCUGGAGACCUGAUAGAACAUAAGGGUGUAUGAUGGGUAGGAAAAGCAGGAUAUCAGUCCCUGGGGUGAGUUCCUACUUGCCAACCAAGUCAGAUCCCUGAAAGAGAUGUGGAUGAGAGAUGUUGUUCUGUGUCUGGGCCUGGUACAGUCAUACUCUGUUGAAGAGUCAUUCAGUGGGCAGGGAAGGGGGCCUCAAGAUAGGAGAGCACUGCUGAGCCUGUGCAGACCACCCAAUGAGGAUGAGAACUAAGAUUCCACCAGGUCAUUCUCAGCCACCACAUACAAGCCCCCUCCCAUCACUGAAAAAGCUCCCUAGGGCUCUUGGGCCAGGGCACAGUCAGUAAAGAUGCAGGUUCAGCCAGAGAAUGUUGGGGAAAAGGGUAAGAGGUGGAAAAGGGAUCACCCCUCCUGUAAAACAUGAGCGCACUGUCUCCAAAGGCCACUGCCUAUAGUGAAGGUGGCAGAAGGCAAGUCCCCUCCUCUGCUCUCAAGGAGCCAGAACUCUGACUCCAGGAUCUAAGUCAGUGCAGGAAGGGAGUCCUAGAGCCAUCCAGUUGGACCCAGCUUGCUAAGGGAGAUUCUUCUUUCUUCUUUCCCUUGCCCCUCUAUGCCAGCCCCUCUUGCUGUCCCUGAUCCCCCAGACAGCCAGAGUCUUGCAACCUACCACUGACGGGACCUCCUAGUCUCAGAGGGAGGUGGUUCAGUGAGCUCCAGUGUGCACAAUUUUUGGAAGAUAGCUUUUCCAAGCACCCUCUUGCCCACUGGCGGCAUGGCCUGUCCCAUCACCAUGUGUAAUACCACCACAGCUUACAGCAUCUCACCAAGGAAAAGAAAACUGCACAAUAAAACCAAGCCUCUGGAGUCUG
This is a messenger RNA of Mastomys coucha (southern multimammate mouse), 1763 nucleotides long. It is a transcript of the gene Thy1, whose product is annotated as Thy-1 cell surface antigen. The coding region runs from base 142 to 627 and encodes 161 amino acids. The record is from RefSeq and is a predicted model, not a curated record. NCBI's taxonomy places the organism in Eukaryota, Metazoa, Chordata, Mammalia, Rodentia, Muridae. The transcript is spliced from 4 exons.